AUGCCCUACAAAAAUUCCGUUGACACCAAUACAAGUCAUUUUAACCUCGAUGUAUCCGGCGUCGCAGGGUUCUUCGGGGGCGAAGAAGCCAUAUCUGCAAUGCAAACCAUUCAUCUUUACAAGUACAGAAAAUGGAUGGGAUGGUACAACUCCCCUGGCAGCUGGAACGUCGGCAAGAGGUUCGGAAUGCUCGCAAAUUCUCGUUUUUGGGACGGGCUUUUCCCUGGGCCCAAUGAAGACCCCGCAACAUUCUUCGAGCUUGAUGGCAAGCAGGGCCCAAAAUAUGUCGCAUCUAGAUCAGGAUCCAUCCUGGAGCACACCGGCCACCUUGCGUAUCUAAUGAUGCAGACAUGCAAGGAGGAGCUAGGAGUGCAUGUAAAAGGAAGAGUCACGAAGCGGAAUAAAGUGACUCUUAUCCAGACACAACUCGUUUUUGAAGAGUCGACGGCAAAAGAGAAGCCGCCAGUACGCACAAUUCUACCUCACGGCGGGCAUCGCACGCGUGUUGCAAUUCUACCGAUAGCCGUCAGUUUCACCACAUGUGCGCUUUGUGGAUGGACAUACGACUGGUUCUGUUGUUCGAUGAUCCUUCUGGGUAUCAUCUCAAGCGGCUUGUCCUCCUUGGUCAUAGGGUCCGCGAGUUUAGAGCUGCAAGGCGUGAAGCCAGCGCCUACGGCUCCGCCCGGAGACGGAAUGCUGAUGGACGGUGAUAGUAUUGUCCUCCUGCUCGGGAAAGAGGAAAACGUCGCUACCAUAACGAGAGGCAAGUUCACUCUAAAUUAUGAGCCCUGGGUUAAGAAGAGAAGCAGGAAGGAAAAGAGUAAACGUCCCGUUCCUAGAGACGGAACGAAGUCGACCAACUUGAACCGCAGAAGCGAUGCAGAAGCCGGUCUUCAAGACCAUUCUUUAGAACAUGGUCCAAACCAGGAGGCCAUACCCAUCAGAGACGAAUAUGCUGCUAUUGGAUUGUGUUCGCUCCUGCUCGUCAUACAACUCCUCGCUCAACUGCUCUUGAUCCCCCAGGGCACAUUCUUUGGUCAAAUCAUGUUCCUGUCCUCUUUCGCAGCUUCGUGGGCGUACAACUUGUACUUAUCCUCAAUCGACAAAGAGUAUAUCCAGGAACAAUUGCUCCUGAAAAUACUCAACCUAGAUGAGCGGCAUAUGCGGACGUGCAGCCUUGGCACAAGAACAACUGCCGCCGUAUUCGCAUGCCUAAUGCUCCAGCCUCCUGGUGUCUAUGCAGAAUCGGAAUGGAAGAGACUAGGUUUCGAACCAGAAGGGAUCAUCUGCAAAUUCAUUCCGAACAAUACGCCAGUAUGGAUUACAUGGAGAGAGAAGGUUUUGGGUGUAAUGAGAGACCGGAAAGUUCGCAGCCGAGACACUUGCUACGAUUUGCUCCAGAUGAGUGAUGAGGAGAAAGAUAUGUUCGAACCGAAUGACCAAAACCUUCUCGAACACCUGUUAGAGGAUGCUCGCACUGCAUACGAUCUGGCCAUGAGCGAACAGCAUUGGCUUGGAUCUGGAAUGGAGCAUCCUGUCGGUGACCAGUAACUUGUACCUAUGUACAUUGGCUUAUGCCAUCACGACUGUAAUCAAUCAUGCAUUUGAUUUGCCGUCAAAAUCGAACAAUCCAUCGACGACUCACUAAUAUUUACAUCAAAGGGAGGGCUAAAGGAGUUGCACCUUGGUGUGAACCUUGGUUGAAGUUCAAUAUGAACCACUC
This is a messenger RNA of Suillus subalutaceus, 1723 nucleotides long. RefSeq lists its product as uncharacterized. The record is from RefSeq and is a predicted model, not a curated record. The transcript has a single exon. The coding region runs from base 1 to 1551 and encodes 516 amino acids. NCBI's taxonomy places the organism in Eukaryota, Fungi, Basidiomycota, Agaricomycetes, Boletales, Suillaceae.